Cercocebus atys (sooty mangabey) is the source of this 3817-nucleotide messenger RNA. RefSeq names its product family with sequence similarity 69, member C (gene DIPK1C). The coding region runs from base 1295 to 2107 and encodes 270 amino acids. The transcript has 4 exons. Lineage: Eukaryota; Metazoa; Chordata; Mammalia; Primates; Cercopithecidae. The record is from RefSeq and is a predicted model, not a curated record.
GCAUGAGCCAGCAGACUUGGCCUCAAAUUGAGAUUUUAAUGCAGCAUCCUAGGACGCUUUCUAUGCUCCACACCUAUUUUGAAAUGAAACAACAGUUUCCAUACAGCCAGCCCAUUAAAAUAAGGUACUUGUGGUUGGGCUCUGCUGGGAUGGAUGGAGGUGGGGGAACCUUCACACAGAGGGUGCUUCACCCGACCUUACUGCUAUUCAUUGAUACCCAAACCCCAAGGGUCUGUUGCAUUCGGGGCAUAUUUGUGGUGUCCCAAAGUGCUUCUUGGGGCUCAGGGUUUGUUAACCCGAUGUUUGCUAAUUCCUGGGGACUCCUACCGCCGAGCCAGCCAUAAAACAAAGUUAAACCAGCGAGUUGCAGAAGAGACAAGGGCAAGAAGCCAGCUCCUGUGGGACAAUCACAGCACUCCGUGAUCAGGGCAUGUUUCCAUUAUCUCUAAACUCGGGAAUGGGUCAUGUGAAAUUCAGGCGCAGGGCAGGCGGGAGAGCGAUCCGGGAUGGGCUGGCACGCACUGGGCACUGAAUAAGCUUUUGUUUAGUGAACGCAGGAGCCACCGGGCGUGCUGGCUUUCACGGUCCCUCAGCUGUGACAAUUCCCCUGGGGAGGCGCCACCUCCCUGUGUCCUGGAGAAAGGCGUUCAGGGAGUGAGAAGCAUCCCUGGGUAGGGUGGGGGAUGCUGGUGAGAACCAGGGACGCCCUGUGGGCCCAGGGCCAGUCUGCUUUACAGAACGAUUGGGAUGCGAACACGAUGCCUGCUCUCCCAGAUGAUACUGCGAAUCUAUAAGUACAGAUUUAGACACACGUGGUGGACGUGUUCUCCUCCCCGGGGAGACGUUUCCAGAGCAGCUCUUUGUAGCCCUGAAGAGGACGCCAGCGAGUUUUCCAGCCUAGGAGACGGCGGGGGUUUGAUUCAGGGGUGCCCGUGGGAAGGAGAGGGCUGGGUAGUCCCAGAACCUCCUGACUGUCCUCGACCCCCGACUCUCGGCACGCUCCGGAUCUCACUCCCGGGAGGGCCCGGAGGAAACCCAAGUUGGGUGCCAGGACUACCGGGGCGGCGCGCUGGCUGGGGACCUCUGCGAGGACCUGUGUGUGGCGAGAAAGCUGCUGUUCCAACGCUGCCUGCACUACGACAGGGGCAAGAAGGUGCUACAGGCCGACUGGCGCGGCCGGCCCGUGGUCCUCAAGUCCAAGGAGGAGGCCUUCUCCAGCUUCCCGCCCCUCAGCCUGUUGGAAGAGGAGGCAGGGGAGGGUGGCCAGGACAUCCCCGAGGCAGAACUCCUCCUGAUGGUGGCUGGGGAGGUCAAGAGCGCUCUGGGCCUGGAGCUGUCCAACAGCAGCCUGGGGCCAUGGUGGCCGGGCAGGCGGGGCCCGCGCUGGCGGGGACAGCUGGCCAGCUUGUGGGCCCUGCUGCAGCAGGAGGAGUACGUCUACUUCAGCCUGUUGCAGGACCUGAGCCCACACGUGCUGCCUGUGCUGGGCUCCUGUGGCCACUUCUAUGCGGUGGAGUUCCUCGCCGCGGGCAGCCCCCACCACAGGGCACUCUUCCCCCUGGACCGGGUCCCAGGUGCCCCUGGGGGUGGCCAGGCCAGGGCCAUCAGUGACAUCGCGCUCAGCUUCUUGGACAUGGUGAACCAUUUUGACAGUGACUUUUCCCACCGCCUCCACCUCUGCGACAUCAAGCCAGAAAACUUUGCCAUCCGGAGCAACUUCACAGUGGUGGCUAUUGAUGUGGACAUGGCCUUUUUUGAACCUAAAAUGAGGGAAAUCCUCGAGCAAAAUUGCACAGACGAUGAAGACUGCAAUUUCUUUGACUGUUUUUCAAGAUGUGAUUUACGAGUCAACAAGUGCGGAGCGCAGCGCGUCAACAACAACCUGCAGGUCAUCUGUGACAAAAUAUUUCGCCAUUGGUUUUCCGCACCUCUCAAGAGUUCUGCAGUCUCUUUCCAGCUUCAGCUGCAGUUACAGGAGGCGGUGCAGGAAUGUGCAGACCCUGGGGUCCCCAGCGGGAACACCCGGAGAGAUACCCCCAGCGUGUUCUGGAAGCUUCGCCGACUCCUCCAAGCCACACUGAGGGAGUUGCAGGAGGCAGAGAAGUAGCCACUCUCUGGCCUUCAACAUGCUCACACAGGAAAAGUGACCUUUGCUGGAUUUCUUCUGCCAUUGUUUGAAAGAUGAGCCAUUUCCCCUGUGCAAAUGAGUGUUCUCUGGGGUGCUGUUCUGGCCUCCACAGUGUGGAGUGGUAAGUGCUGCUGCCAGAGACGAUGCCUCCCUCGCUCUGGUCCCACCCUGGCCUCUGACCUGUCGCCUUGUGUAAAAGGAGGGAGGAGGUACAGACGUCCCUUCAGGAGGGCCCUCAGUCAGAAGACACAAACCUGUGUGCCAUUAUUCUCUGCAGAGAGCACUCGUACCUGGUUAUCCCAGCGAGUUCCAGCUGUUCUUUCCUGUAAAUCGUUACAUUAAAAAGUGUGUGCGUGCAUGCAAAUGAAUGUGUAUGCCUCUGUCUGGGUGCAAAUGAGCAUGUGAGCAUGUAUGAGUGUGCCCGUGAGUGUCUGCAUGUGUAUGAGUAUGCACAGGUAAGUGUGUUCAUGAGGCCUAUGAGUAUGCCUGAGUGUGAAUGUGUAGAACAGUGUGAAUGAGUGUGUGCACAUGAGUGCACAGGUGUCAGCAUGUGUAUGUAAGUGUGGGCGUGUGUAUGUGAUUGUGUGAGUGUGGGCAGGUGAGUGUGUUGGGAAUGUGGUUUGGGGUGGGGAGUGGUGCUUUCUCUAGUGUGUCCUUCGGAACAGCUUGCCUACCUAGCAAAGAAGUGUGACCUUUCUUUUGGAAUUAAAUACAAUGAAAAGAAAAUAAAUUGCAUCCUUAGGGAAUGUAAUUUGCAUUGGAGAGCGUGUGUAAUGGCAGCUUAUGGUAUUUUUCAUUUUGUGGAGUCUACCAAGGUUAUGGAUGGGGUUUUAGGGAGGCUUGUAUUGCAAUGCACCUUCCCCUGGGCAGAGACUUGUAGGUUGGCUUGACGCAGCAUUGUCUUCACCUCCAGUGAAAAUCUACAGUAGUGCAAAUGCUGAGGUCAGCAUUGACUCCAGGCAGGACCAGAGACCAGCACCUUUCUUUUGAUGGACUGAAGACCAAGUGAUAGGCAUCAAGUCAUACUGCGGCAUGAUAUGCUCAUCAGUGGUGAUCCCAAGGAGGCUUUUCCGGCAAAAGACAGACAGGGGGAUGGACCACGUGGAGCCAGUGAGCUUUCACUUAAAGGGACCUGGCUUCUACCCAUACCUGUGACCCAUGAGUGCUCAACAAACCAACGGGUCACCUCUUUACAGAAAUCCCAUGAAAAGGGAAAUCGAGAAAGAUGAGAGAAUCAGGAAGUCAUGUUGGCAGUUUACACAUUAAAGAAGACAAAUUAAUCUGACGUUGUGAAAGUCACAAAUGGACACAUUCCAAAUGAUCUCUUACCCUGGCCUGCAGCCCCUUUCUAAACCAGAGAAACGGGAGUGCCUGCUUCCAGACUUUGGGGUCACAUUUACUGACUCUGCCCCUCAGGGCACGCUGAGAAAUGUUGUGUGAAGGACUAGGAUGAUCAGAGGCCCCCAGCUCUAAAUUCUGUCUUCCCCAAAGACCUGUGGGAAGGCCCACUGUCAGCUGCCAUUCUUACCCAUCACCACUGGGGAUCUUCCAAAUGACACUGAGUUCCACAGAGGGCCUCCGCAUCAUGGACAUGAAGACUCACUUUGCAAUUGUAUUCUAGCAAGAAGAAAAAAACCCAUGUCAGUCACCCUGCGGCACAAGUAAAUUAAAACCAAAGUUCGAUGGCCA